This is a messenger RNA of Microdochium trichocladiopsis, 326 nucleotides long. RefSeq lists its product as uncharacterized. The annotation marks the transcript as partial. NCBI's taxonomy places the organism in Eukaryota, Fungi, Ascomycota, Sordariomycetes, Xylariales, Microdochiaceae. The record is from RefSeq and is a predicted model, not a curated record. The transcript is spliced from 5 exons.
ACAAUGCAUGGCCAAGAGUCGACGGAUCGCGCUCUACUGGGAAUUGGAAGCAGAGGAACACAGGUUCUGGGUAAGGGAAUUCAUGGACGAGAUGCUUGCUCUUGACACAUAUUAUCGCAUCACUCUUUGCUACACUAGCAUGGGCCCCGAAAGCAUUAUUCAGACAGAGCUCUCAAUACGCAAAGGGAGGACUCUCGUCUCUCGUAUGCUCACAAAUUCCACAAAUCCCCCGAGCCGUUUUGAGAGGGAACGUUUGGGCCGGCGACGUCGACGUGAAAAUGUUGGACUUCCAGCCGUGGUCAUCUUAACACACGUGUGUGUGUGUG